This is a messenger RNA of Mugil cephalus (flathead mullet), 4004 nucleotides long. RefSeq names its product nucleolar and coiled-body phosphoprotein 1 (gene nolc1). The record is from RefSeq and is a predicted model, not a curated record. Gene Ontology annotation, cellular component: nucleoplasm; nucleolus. The transcript is spliced from 14 exons. Lineage: Eukaryota; Metazoa; Chordata; Actinopteri; Mugiliformes; Mugilidae. Bases 61 to 3150 code for a protein of 1029 amino acids. Gene Ontology annotation, molecular function: protein binding.
CUGCGCACUUGUCCACAAGAUCCGGAAACCUCCUUCCCUCUCAGAGCGAGCGUGGUGAAGAUGGCGGAGCAAAAGUCUGUUCCCAGUGAUCUGUACAAAUCCGUUUAUUCGUUUUUGCUUGAAAACAAGUUCACCAAGGCUGCCCAGCAGUUCCUGAAACAGACGAAAGUCAAUCCACAAGACCAAAAUGAAGAGAGCCUCGUCAACAUCUACAACUUCUGGAUGAAAUCUCCCGAAGCCAAGAAACGAAAAGCACCCGCUAAAGCUACAAAUGGACCAUCAGCCAAGAAAGCGAAAACUAGCAAGGAGAGCUCCAGCAGCGAAGAUUCAAGCAGUGAGGAUGAGGAGUCUGGUGCGAAACAAACAACUAAAGUUCCUGCAGCUGUCAAAACGCCACCUGCUAAAGCAGCGGCAGCUAAAGCUGAAUCCAGCAGCAGUGAAGACUCCAGUGACUCUGAGGAGGAGAAGGCUCCUGCAAAGAGUCCUGCAAAGGCGCCUGUGAAACAACCUGUUGUUGCUGCUGCAGACAGCACUAGGAAAAAGGACAGCAGCUCUAGCAGUGAAGAAUCUGACUCUGAGGAUGAAAAGCCUGCCAAAGCUCCCGCACCGAAAGCCACAGCAGCAAAAGCGGCUGUUCCUGCCAAAGGUGCAGCUCAGAAGAAGCAGGAGAGCAGCAGCAGUGAAGACAGCUCCUCGGAUUCUGAAGAUGAAAAACCAGCCAAGGCCCCAGUCAAACCGGCUCCGGUGAAGAAAGCAGCAGCAGCACCAGCAGCUGCUGCUGAAUCAAGUAGUGAAGACUCCUCAUCUGAAGAUGAAGCUCCUCCAAGCAAAAAAACCAAAGCUGGACCAUACAGCGCAGUCCCUCCUCCUGCUUCAAUGCAGAAAGCUGCAGCCAAGCCAGCAGCCACCAAGGCAAAGGAAAGUGACUCUUCAGACAGCAGCGAUGACAGCAGUGAUGAGGAUGAGAAGAAGAAAGUAGCAGCAAAACCUGCACCUGUAAAGGCGGCCCCUGCCAAACCUGCUGUGUCCAAACCUGCUGCAAAGAAGCAAGAAUCCAGCUCAGACAGCUCUGAUUCAAGCUCAGAUGAAGAGGAGGCCAAGAAGCCUGCAGCUAAAGUCACACCUGCUAAAGCAGCUCCAGUUAAAGCCGCCCCAGCUAAGGCUGCACCUGCUAAAGCAGAUGACUCGGAUGAAGACUCGUCUAGUUCAGAGGAGGAAGAGGAGGCGAAGAAACCUGCAGCAAAAGUGACUCCGGCUAAGGCCACUCCAGCUAAAUCGACACCUGCCAAGACUACCCCAGCUCAGAAAGCCAAGAAAGAUGAAUCCUCUAGCUCAGAUUCAGACAGCAGCUCUGAAGACGAGGCUCCAGCGAAACCUUCCACUAAAGCUGCCGCCCCUCCGAAGCCUGCUGCUGCUUCUAAACCUCCGGCCAAGGCAGCAGAGAGCAGCUCUGACUCCGAGGACUCCUCUGAAGAUGAGGACAAAGCAGCAAAAGCUAAGCCAGCAGCUAAAACGGCUACUCCAGCUUCAAAACCCGCUACCCCUGCUGCAAAGCCCCCAGCAGCGGCAGAGAGCAGCUCCGACUCUGACUCCUCGUCUGAAGACGAAGAGCCAGCCAAGAAAGCACCGGCUAAAGUUGCAUCAAAGCCUGCAGCCAAACCUGCAGCCAAACCUGCAGCUAAGCCAGCCGCUGCAGAAGAGAGUAGCUCUGACUCUGAUAGCUCAUCUGAUGAAGAGCCAGCUGAAGCCAAGAAAACGCCGGCUAAAGCUGCUACUCCAGCUUCAAAGCCUGCAGCUAAACCAGCCGCUGCAAAAGAGAGUAGCUCUGAUUCCGACUCUUCGUCCGAAGACGAGGAGCCAGCAAAAGCAAAGAAGACACCGGUUAAAGCUGCCACUCCAGCUUCAAAGCCGGCUACUCCUGCAGCUAAACCUGCAGCUAAACCAGCCGCCGCAGAAGAGAGUAGUUCCGACUCAGACUCUUCAUCUGAAGACGAGGAGCCAGCUAAAGCAAAGAAGACACCGGUUAAAGCUGCCACUCCAGCUUCAAAGCCGGCUACUCCUGCAGCUAAACCCGCCGCUGCAGAAGAGAGCAGCAGCUCCGAGUCCUCCUCCGAGGAUGAGGAAGCACCAGCGAAAGCUAAGCCGGCAGCGACACCUAAACCCGCCACACCAGCUUCGAAGCCCGGUACUCCUGCAGCGAAGGCCAACGCAGCAGCAGAAAGCAGCUCUGACUCCGACAGCUCAGACUCUGAAGAUGAGGCAGCCAAGCCUGCCGUGAAGAAGCCAACCCCGGCGGCAGCCAAGAAGCCUGCAACCGCUAGCGCCGCUAAGCCUCCCGCAGACUCCAGUGACGACAGCUCCAGCGACGAGGAGGAGGAACCCAAGAAGGCAGCGCCAGCAUCAGCAUCCAAGCCUGCAGCCAAAAAGGCGGCCGCAGCCCCGGCAAAGAAGGCUAAGGAGAGCAGCUCAGACUCCUCGGAUAGCUCCGAUUCAGAGGCAGAGGCUCCCCCCGCAAAGCCCGCACUCACCAACGGCAAGGCAGCUACUCCCAAGGCGGGUGCCGCAAAGCCAGCAGAGUCUUCAUCAUCCAGUGAUAGCAGCUCCGAAGAGGAGGAAAAAGCCAGUAAAAGUACAUCCAAACCUGCCACACCAGCUGCAACCCCUAAGACAACUUCAGCGGCUAAACCUAAAGAGAGCAGCAGCUCCUCCUCAGACAGUUCAUCAGAUGAGGAGGAAGCAGCGCCGCGCAGAGCAGCCACUGCACCCUCCACCCCCACAGCAAACAGUACUAAUGGAAAGAGAAAAAGAGAUGAAGAAUCAUCAGAAGAGGACGAGGAAGAAGUAAAGACGCCAAAAAACAAGAAAGAGGUUAAGACGCCGCAGACUUUCCCUAAAGCCAAUAAGAAGUCUUCCAACGUACCCUUCCGCAGAAUAGAAGAGGAGAAGGUGGAAGUGGAUCCCCGUCUCGCGGACAAUUCUUUCGACGCCAAGUACGGAGCCAACGGCGACUGGGGCCAGAAAGCCAACGACGUCCUCAAGUUCACAAAAGGCAAAUCGUUCCGCCACGAAAAGACGAAGAAGAAGAGGGGAAGCUACCGCGGCGGAGCCAUCUCUACCUCGGUCAACUCCAUUAAGUUCGACAGCGACUGAGGACCUGUCCCGCUCCCUCCCACCCGAACUGCACGGUACCUGUGUGAUCAGGGAUGUCGGUUAUCGGCCCCUCCAACCCUCCUGUAAAUAACCCCCCACCGCCCAGCAGAGCGCAUUAACAGAAGACCUGUCGAGCUGAGCUGGAUCUUUCAAUUUAACUCUCCUUUAGUCCGUUAUCCAAUCAGUUUGUCCAAUUUCUCAUCUAAAGUAACAGUUUAGUGGAUCUGUGGCAGCAGGGAGGACGUGACUGUGACAUCACACUGCUCUGGUCGACAUCCAUGUGACGUUAUUGCUUAUAGCCACUGGGUGGCUGCAGGCCAGCAGAUGAUGGUAGAAAGCCAGUGUGCCUGUUGGGCCUUUUUGCUCGUUUUGACCUAAAUGGGGAACGUCCCGUCAUUAUUUUGUAAUUUUUUCAUUUAGCUAUGGAGAACAGCCAUCCACGUUCAGAUUCUUUGUGUUUAACUAAUGGAAACCUGAAGUUUAUCCAUUUUCUUUUUUUUGGCCACAUGUAAAAGUGGAGAGGGUGUUUGUUUUGGGCUUUACUUUCUCUUUACAUUUCAAGAAACCAUCAAGUAGAACAGUUUUAUACCAUGUAUUUAUUAUGUUUUAUUCCAUUUCAACCUUUAGGACCUUGAAUCAUUUUUCCAUGUUGAUUUCAAUAAAUUUUGCUUUGCAAAAUCUUUUCUUCUGACAUUAGGAUGCCCUUUUCAUCUCUUUGUUUGUCAGUGGUAUUCAAUUAGUUGUUCGCAGACAUAACUCUGAGCCAUAGUAGCUUCCAUUUACUGUAUGAUUUCUCCUGUGUACCACUGUGAUUUUUAUUCUUGUAACUGUAAUUAAAGACCUAACAGUUUGAA